Propithecus coquereli (Coquerel's sifaka) is the source of this 1159-nucleotide messenger RNA. RefSeq names its product nicotinamide riboside kinase 1 (gene NMRK1). The transcript is spliced from 9 exons. Gene Ontology annotation, cellular component: cytoplasm. Lineage: Eukaryota; Metazoa; Chordata; Mammalia; Primates; Indriidae. The coding region runs from base 209 to 811 and encodes 200 amino acids. The record is from RefSeq and is a predicted model, not a curated record.
AAGGAGUCUCGGGUGUCCACGUCUACCUGGCCCGGCUCUGACCCAGGAGGGCGUGGGGUAAAGGGCUAUAAGCCUCUCGGUUAGCGAUCAGCGGGUUGCGGCAGGUUAGUGACAGGCGCGCGCGUGGCCAUCGCCCCUGCCGCUUUGCUUGAGAGGACUGGAACUGGCGCCAGGAAAUAUUAGGAAGACGUGAUUUUCAAAGCUAAUUAUGAAAACAUUUACUAUUGGAAUCAGUGGUGUGACAAAUGGUGGGAAGACAACACUAGCUAAGAAUUUGCAGAAACACCUCCCAAAUUGCAGUGUCAUAUCUCAGGAUGAUUUCUUCAAGCCACAGUCUGAAAUAGAGACAGAUAAAAAUGGAUUUUUGCAGUAUGAUGUGCUUGAAGCACUUAACAUGGAAAAGAUGAUGUCAGCCAUUUCCUGCUGGAUGGAAAAUCCAAGGCACUCUGUGGUAUCAACAGACUGGGGAAAUGCUGAGGAAACUCCCAUUCUAAUCAUCGAAGGUUUCCUUCUCUUUAAUUAUAAGCCCCUCGCCACUGUAUGGAAUAGAAGCUAUUUUCUGACCAUUCCAUAUGAAGAAUGUAAGAGGAGGAGGAGUACAAGGGUCUACAAUCCUCCAGACCCCCCAGGGUACUUUGACGGCCAUGUGUGGCCCAUGUAUCUAAAGCACAGACGAGAAAUGGAGGAGAACGUCACGUGGGAAAUUGUUUACCUAGAUGGAACGAAAUCUGAAGAAGACCUCUUUUCACAAGUAUAUGAAGAUAUAAUACAAGAACUAGCAAAGCAAAAGUGUUUGCAAGUAACAGCAUAAAGAUGGGAUGCAACAAAUCCUUCCUGGAGUGAUUUAGAAAAAUCAAAGGAAUAUGUUUAAGAACCUUAACCAAGACACAAUAUGUACUGUGGUGCAAUGACAGCUAUUGUUUCAUAUGUUUGUUUCUUAUUGCACAUGGUUUUCUCGAUGUGUGGAGCAGUAAAUAUCCCUACCAAUGGACAGGAAUCGACCUUAACAAGUUGCUCCCAUUCCAGGAAGUGCAUAGAUACAGCAUAGCUCACAGUGAGUCAGAAAGUCUUCACUUUCUGGACGUAGCUCUAUAAUAAUGAUCGUCAACCUUUUCUGACUAGAACCCAGAGUAAGAAAUAAAGAUUACAUCACAAUCCA